This is a messenger RNA of Corticium candelabrum, 1062 nucleotides long. Its product is annotated as dynein axonemal heavy chain 12-like. The record is from RefSeq and is a predicted model, not a curated record. The coding region runs from base 1 to 1062 and encodes 353 amino acids. Lineage: Eukaryota; Metazoa; Porifera; Homoscleromorpha; Homosclerophorida; Plakinidae. Gene Ontology annotation, biological process: microtubule-based movement. Gene Ontology annotation, cellular component: dynein complex. The transcript is spliced from 10 exons. Gene Ontology annotation, molecular function: minus-end-directed microtubule motor activity; dynein light intermediate chain binding; dynein intermediate chain binding.
AUGUCCGAGAACAUUGUAUCGUCGUAUACAGGACUUUAUGCCCUAACUUGGAUGAAAAGUGCCUCGAGGCUGCUUGCAGCCAGGCGCGUGCCACCGCGUCAGUUUCUGUCUCCUCAACAUUGGGGUCUGGAAGGCCGGCAGUUCUUGGUAUUGGAGUUUCAAGCACUCGACGACUUUGACAUACCGAAAAUUGAUCGCUAUCGAAAUGGAAUAUUGAGGAGAAUGACAAGGGACAUACAGCAGUCAUUGUGCAUUGUUGUAAUUGGUUUUCAGCUUGUUUCAGCUGCAUUCCAAAUUACUCCAGAUUUAAAUUCUUUACUUGAAGUUGAGGAAUAUUGGCGAGAGUUUUUCAAAAUUUUAAAAGUGUUUCAACAACAGCAGAAAGCUAAAGACAAGGAACGUGGACCCAAGUCCAUUCGUCGCAAUGUAGCUCAGUCUGGUACAGAUGAAGAUGAAGAGGCUGGCAGUGUAGCAGCAAUGCGUAUUUGUAACACAGUACAGGAUCAAAUCAAAGAGUUCAAGGCACAUCUUCCUGUCAUAUCAACAUUGUGUAACCCUGGAAUCAGACCACGCCAUUGGCAAAAGAUGUCUGAAAUUAUUGGAUUUGAUAUGACUCCCGACAUGGGCACUUCUUUACGUAAAGUACUGAAAUAUGAUCUUGCUCCUCACAUGGAAAAGUUUGAAUCAAUCAGUGCUGGUGCUAGUAAGGAGUUUUCUCUUGAGAAAGCAAUGCAGAAAAUGGAAUUAGACUGGGAAUCUAUUCAGUUCACUACCUUGAGCUACAGAGACACGGGCUUUUCAAUUUUGGGGCAGCCUGACGAGAUCCAGACAACACUAGAUGACCAGAUUGUCAAGACACAAACUAUGAGAGGUUCUCCUUUUAUCAAACCAUUUGAAGCUCAAAUAAAAGCAUGGGAAGAACGGUUGCUUGGUAUGCAAGAUACCAUUGAUGAAUGGCUAAAGUGCAAAGAAACUGUUAAGUCUGGUUUACAGUAUGAGAGGUAUUGUAAAACAGAAAACAGCGGCAGAGACAUAGUGGCGAGCCACUUAGAAUAUGAUUAA